Messenger RNA from Lodderomyces pseudojiufengensis, 627 nucleotides. RefSeq names its product Sdc1p (gene SDC1). The record is from RefSeq and is a predicted model, not a curated record. Bases 1 to 627 code for a protein of 208 amino acids. NCBI's taxonomy places the organism in Eukaryota, Fungi, Ascomycota, Pichiomycetes, Serinales, Debaryomycetaceae. The transcript has a single exon.
AUGAAUAUACACGAUUUAGUACAAGAAAGAGACUCAACACCAUUGGUUGAAGAGAAACCGGAAGAGUCAAAGUCAAUUGAAAAUUCUGAAUUUAAAGUAGAAGACCAAACCCAAGAAAUUGGAGAUAUUCAGGAUGAAAAGUCUAACAUAGAAGAUACCAAAGAAAGCACAACAACAGAAUCUAAGGGUAUACAUCAAGAACAAUUACCAGAGAAAGAGGAUGAACCAAUGGAAGAACCUACUGAAGCACCGGCCAAAGAGCCUACAGAUGAAAUAAUGGAAGAAGCCACGGAUGAACAUAAUACAGAGCCAUCACCACAACCAAUAGUAAAAACAGAACAAAUUGAAACUCCUAGGCAAACUCCACAACCUCAAAUUCAUCAACCAAAUACAACCAAUAAUAAAAAAAUAAAACAAGAAACAUCCACAAUUGAAACUUCGAAUUUACCUCCAUUACAUGAAAUUGUUGGUGGUUCAUCAAUACGAAGGUAUUUAAACAAGCAUUUAACUCAACAUUUACUAGAAGGAUUGAAAGAAGUUGGUAAUGUAAAACCUGAUGAUCCUUUAAGAUAUCUAGGUGAAUUUUUGAUAGCGAGAUCGGAGGAUGAAAAGCUAAAAGAAGAGUAG